Aspergillus niger is the source of this 285-nucleotide messenger RNA. RefSeq lists its product as hypothetical. The transcript has 2 exons. Lineage: Eukaryota; Fungi; Ascomycota; Eurotiomycetes; Eurotiales; Aspergillaceae. The coding region runs from base 1 to 285 and encodes 94 amino acids. The record is from RefSeq and is a predicted model, not a curated record.
AUGGCUCAGCUUACUAUGCAGUGGAGUCUUGUAGAAAACCAACAACAAACGGAGCCGUUGAAGUAUGAUUAUUCGAUCAGUCAGUCAAACUGGAAUUAUACGAACGAGUGCGCCUCAGCCGCAACACCACCUGGACUGCUGGUAGCACGGUGUUGCUUGAAGAGGGAACUUGAAGGGAUGUUGGCCCCAUGGCGCCUGUCAUUUGCCCGUUCGACCAACGAGGCCCACAAUAACGAUGGAUUAGACCAAGCCAAAAGAGGGAAACCCAUCGUUCCUGCCAAGUGA